Molecule: messenger RNA, 1386 nt
Organism: Meyerozyma guilliermondii ATCC 6260
Lineage: Eukaryota; Fungi; Ascomycota; Pichiomycetes; Serinales; Debaryomycetaceae
Exons: 1
Coding region: 1-1386 (461 amino acids)
Molecular function (GO): aldehyde dehydrogenase (NAD+) activity
Source: RefSeq, a predicted model, not a curated record
AUGACUUGGGGAAAGAAAAGCACGCCAUCUCAGCGUUGUUCACUCAUUAACAAAUGGGCCGAUUUGAUAGAGGCUAAUAUUGAUUCUCUUGCCAAAGUUGAAAGUGUUGACAACGGAAAGCCGGUUUGGAUGGCUCGUGAUGUCGAUAUUAAGGACAGUAUCGGGUGUCUUCGAUACUAUGCUGGACUUGCAGACAAGAUAGAGGGACGUACUAUUGAACAAGAAGAAGGAAUAAAAAUAGCUUUUACCAAAGCUGAACCUAUAGGAGUAUGUGGCCAGAUUAUUCCAUGGAACUAUCCCAUUCAAAUGUUCAUGUGGAAGGUAGCUCCAGCUUUGGCUGCUGGAAAUACAAUUGUCCUAAAGCCUGCUGAGCAAACUCCUUUGAGUGCUCUUCGGUUGGCGGAGUUGGCACUUGAAGCAGGAUUUCCUCCUGGAGUCUUGAACGUGGUCAACGGUACUGGAGCCAUUACGGGACUCGCAAUUUCACGUCACAUGGAUAUUGACAAAAUUGCUUUCACCGGAUCAACGGUGACGGGAAGAAAAAUUAUGGAAGCUGCUUCGAAGAGUAAUCUCAAGAAAGUCACCCUAGAGCUAGGAGGAAAGUCCCCAGUGGUAGUCUUUGACAACGUUGAUAUUGACCAAACUGCCAAUUGGGUUUGCAUGGCAAUUCUUUUCAACCACGGGCAGGACUGCUGUGCUGUCUCACGUUUGUUUGUUCAAGAGACGAUCAAGGAUAAGUUUUUUGAAGUACUCAAAAGAAAAAUAGAGGAAAUUGAAAUUGGCGACCCAGCCAUGGAAACCACUUUCAUGGGACCAUUGGUUUCGAGGCAACAGCAAGAAAAGGUGAAAAAGUACAUCCAGCACGGUUUGGAAGAAGGUGCUGUCUGUCUUACCGGAGGAGUGGAAAAAUUAUCACAUUUGCCAGAGAAAUUCAAGGACGGUUUUUUUGUUCCUCCAACAGUGUACACCAAUUGCAAAAAGGGCAUGAAGAUCGUGGAUGAUGAAAUUUUCGGACCAGUUCUUGCUGUACAGACAUUUAAGACUGAGGAGGAAGCAGUUCAGUUGGCCAACGAUACUGCUUACGGAUUGGGAGCCGGAGUUUUUUCCCAGAAUGCAUCGCAAUGUAUGAGAAUGGUUCACGCUCUCAAGGCGGGAACAGUUUGGUGCAACCAAUACAUGGUAUUGAGCAAUGCCGUGCCAUUCGGAGGUAUGAAGCAGUCGGGUUUUGGCAGAGAGCUUGGCAUCGAGGGAUUGAAAGAGUAUACACAAACAAAAGCGUGUGCGGCAUUCUGCGAUGUGCAAAACCCCACACAUCCACACACCCGCGUGUCAACCCAAAUUCGGCCAGCGACCGCCGGGACCGUGCGCAAUGGGGUUCUUCACUAA